Messenger RNA from Aricia agestis (brown argus), 8086 nucleotides. It is a transcript of the gene unc79, whose product is annotated as protein unc-79 homolog. Gene Ontology annotation, molecular function: protein binding. The record is from RefSeq and is a predicted model, not a curated record. The transcript has 57 exons. Lineage: Eukaryota; Metazoa; Arthropoda; Insecta; Lepidoptera; Lycaenidae. Bases 223 to 7683 code for a protein of 2486 amino acids.
GAAUAGAAUAUCUAGAUUUAGGUCUUAUCUCUUUCAUAUACGGACGCUCGCAUCCGGAAUCUGUGCCUAAAUUGUUGUUGUAUUGAUUACAAGAUUAGUGACACUCCGCGCGUGAGACUCAAAUGCAGGGAAGCUUUAAGAUACAGCUGAUAAACAUGGGUACACGGGCCGCGGCCUAAGUGAAACUUCGGUCUCAUUCUAGAGAACGCUUUUUAUGUUAUAAUGCAGUCAACGCAGGCGUAUGAUAAGCAGAUCGCUUACGAGCUGCUGAAGCCGAGAGUCACGGCCAAAAUCAGAUCGUUGUACGAUUACCAGCUACGUCUGAUGCACAACAUGCCGCCACUGCCCACCGGCGCUGAAAUGGCCAACACCAUCCGGUACUUCUCGCAGACCCUGCUCAGUGUACUAAAAGACGUGCCCCAAUCGCCAUUAGAGAUGAUCAGAGACGCAGAUAUGGAUGCGGAGCGCAUGAGCCUCUACCCCAACCUGGACUACAAGGGCGUGUUCCAAGGUAUUCAGCUACUGGUGGACGUAGCACCGCUGAUACCUUUUGGAGUACAAGCGUUCGGGCAAGCGGUGCUGCAGUGCCUGGGCUGUCUGCUACCAUUCCUGGAGCCAGAGAACAUCGACAACCUACCGUACCUAGUGGCGUACUGCGUGGCCGUGUUCCCCGCGAGCCUGCACCAGGACAUCAUACACCUGCUGUGCUACUACAUCCUGCCGUUCACCAUCACCCGGCGCUACCCCGGCAUGGGAGAGGAGAGUGAGGCCUCACAAUCGGUUGGCGCGAUCAUCAUGAUGGUGUUCCAGCACUCGAGCAACCCAGCGCACCACUGCCAGCUGCUAGAAUGUCUCAUGUCGCUGAAAAGGGGCGUGGUCGCGGACGUACUGUCCGUAGUUGCGUACGGCACUGCGGGCGCGCGCUUGUCUGCCGCGAAACUGCUGUUCUACUACUGGCCGCCUUUUGAUGCCAAGCUGUUUGACAGGAAGGGGUUGCUGUGCAAAUUCUCUAACUCUCAAGCAUCGUUCACGUGCCAACGCGACGCGUGUGGCGGCGGCGGCGCGGAGGCGGCCAAGGUGUGCUACGACCACUGCAUCAGCGUCACCUUCGCAUCAGACACGCCACCGCCGCUGUACCUGUGUAUAGAGUGCGCUAACGAGAUACACAGAGAACACCCGGACCAGCGAUUCUUCGACAUACUCCACCCACAGCAACAAGUAUCCAUGGUCUGUGAGAAUAAGAAUUGCAGAUCUACUGACAAAGCGGCAUACUCGAUUUGCUUCUCAAACGAGUGCGCCAGCUACAACGGCAAUCAUCCAAUAAGGUACUGCCUGCAGUGCCACGGCAACAGACACAACAGCCGGCGCGGCGGCGACCACGUGGUGCACUGCCGGCUGCAGCCCGCCUGGCACAUGGACACCGACAUGCAGACCAACCUCGUCGAGGCCAUCAUCAGCCUCCUGAAAGAAGCGAAGCCGAUCAACAUGGAGGAUCCGGACAGCUCGUGGGAGCAAGUCAAGUAUCCCCUCAGCGUCAACCUGCCUGAUCCCAUCUCAGUCGAAGAUAGACAACUUUUAGGACGAUACGGCGUGUGGCUGAUGGUAGGGCUUUGCACACCGACGCCCGAGACUCCGGAUGAAGUGCUGGGACGCCUGUUGUCCGUGCUCUUCCAUUGGUUCCAUGUUACAUCAUUCUCGUAUACUGGUGAGACAGCGAACACGGUAGAGAAGUUGAAGUGCGAGCACGUGUGCGGGUGGGUGCGGCGCGUGGCGGAGACGGCGCGGGGCGUGCUCGUGGCGUGCCUGCUGCCGCACCCGCCGCACCACACGCGCCAGGCGGGACACUGGGACAACCUCGCGUCGAAGGGACAGCACCUGAAGGAUGGACUCAAUCGGUUGUACUGUUUGAUCCCGUACGGAAUCAUCACACAAUCGAUUUGGGACUACAUCAUGCCUAGCUGGAUGGAGUCCAUCUGCGAAGACGUUGCAGAAAAGGACCUGGUGGAGUUCAAGGUGGUGAUGGCGAAGGUUCUGGAGCCGGAGCCGGACGGCGAGCGGCGCGUGUGGCGGUUCGCGGAGCUGCGCGCCACCGACACGCCGCGCCCCGCCACCGUGCUGCCCGUGCUGCACUGGUACCAGACGAUAUCCCUGUUGGACGUGAGGAUCCCUCUGUCGCACCUGUUCGACCUGUUCGUGCACUGCGUCGUCAACAUGCCUGAGAACGUCAUCCAACCGCCCUCUAAUGGCGACAAAUCUAACGGCAGUUUAACGGAUAAAGAAAAAUCUGAAAAGGAAAAAGCUAAGGACGAAGAAUCCAAACCACAGAACCUGACGUGCUGUAUACUGAUGCUGGAUAUACUGUUGAAACAGUUGGAGCUGCAGGCGCACCGCAUCAACAUACAGAACGUGAGCAGCGAGGCGACCAAGCUGCUGCGGCUCAUGCUCAAGUCCAACCAGCUAAAUACUAUUGAGCAUUCGGAGUGCGCAUCAGCCGGUGCGUGCGCGUACUGCGAGGCGGCGGCGCUGUGCGCGCAGCUCGCCGUGCGCCUAGUUCGAGUGUUGGUGCCGCCCGCGCCGCGAGUCACGCAGCAGCCUCCAUCCGAAGAGAGUUGGUCAGAGGCAAUUCCGAAGAAGUCUCAGAUGGACGAUGAUCGUCGUGUGGGUCCAUCGGUAGCAGCUGGAGCGGCCCAAGCGGAACCCUUAGGUGCCCUCGAGCGCGGAUCUCUGGGAGGCGUUCUAGUGCAUAUGCCUCACUUUGUUCAUUUCAUGCAACUCUCUCUAAUAAGCGACAUCGGCUCGGACGCCACUCUGACGAAAUCGUCAGGCGAUACACAAAUAAUGACGGCGACGGUGGAGACGAUCACGGAGCAGCUGGACAUGGCGGUAUCGCUGCCGCCGGCGGAGCGGCCGCCUGUCGCCACGGCGCACUCAGUCACACUCACCGAUACAGACGUUGCUACUGCUACUGCCAAUGUAUCCACACCUAACCUUGUCGGUGAAAACGAAGCUGACUCAGUGGAGGACGACAUGACAAACUUUUGGCCAACCUCGGCUGGGAAGUUCCACUUUUGUGUUGAUGAACUACCGCAAGAGCUGCAAUACAUCCACCAGUUGCUACAGGAAAUAAAAAACACAAAGAGACCGGAUAUUCUGUAUCACUUACUACAAUGUCUUCAAGUGCUUGUUCUGAACACUGACACCCUGGCAGAACACAGGGGCUUCCUUAUUUGGUGCCAGGAAAAUUUGCUCAUUGAAAAUCUAUGGAAGGUUUGCGACGCAGCUCAGUCCCACAUCUGUUCUGUGAGCGCACCGAUACUGUUGCACUGCGCGGCACUGGCGGGCGGGGCGGACGUACUAUGUGCUCUACUGAGGGACAGCUUCCAUCACACCGACCCGCAGGUCCGCUUCAUAUCCGUCGAGCGAGUGACCAUGUUGAUACGUUUCAUGGAUGAAUCUCCAGUGAAAACGAGUAUUCCCCUACAAACCGCUUUAGCUACAGCGUUUUGCUACCUCAUUUCAAGCAUGGAUGACAUCAGUGUGUACGUAGCUCAGCGUGCCACACUAUAUCUUGGAACUAUACAUGAUACAGCUGUAGAGAUGCUACUAUACUGUCUAGAGACCCAGUUUGACUUGGUAGUGGUUGACCGCCCGAUGAUCCUACAGUCCAUAUACCAGUUACACAACACUCUCAGCGACCGACACAUUCUCACUUGGGAGUUUUUCCUUAACCGUUUCGAAGCUCUCGUCUUGGAAGCUCAAAUCAAUUCUAACAAGUCUAUGGACUUUUCUAACGUCAAGGGUAAGUUUUCAAAUAAGGGGGGCGGGGAGGGGGCGGCGCAGCGGGGGCGGCGCGCGGCGCAGGCUCCGGCGCGCUCGCUGUCCGCCUCGCUCGGUGCCAAGUGGCCCUACAAGCGCACCAUCUCCGCACCGGCCGCCGUGCCGCCGCUGACCACAGAACGUGAAAAAGUAUAUUCGCGACAAUACUCGGCGCCCUUGCUGAAAAGAAAAACAUCGAGAUUUGGUUUGGGUCAGCUGCUAACAGCACCGCAGCAAUUGGGAGGCUCAAGAUCUAACAAUGAUGGAGUACAUUCACUGUCUGGGCGUUCUACUGACGAUACUUUGACAACUGUUCUACCAAAAUCAGUCGAUCUGGAAGAAACUGACAAAGAAACAACGAAUUUGUUGGUGUUUCUGUUGAUGCAAUUUUUAUCAAGGUCUGACCAAGCGCAUCCUAUUGACGAUAAAACGGCUGCAAAAACACAAGAACUUGUUUUAAAACAUCUCUUCAUAUUGCUCGGAUACAAUUGUGUGGAAAAGUAUUUUACUGUAUCCCCUCAUUCUCUCAGAUUGUCAUCUAUAUUCAAUGCAUUUCUGGCGAAUCUUCCCCAAGUCUUGGAUCAAAAUUACGUGAUGGGAGCGCAUAUAGCCGAACCUACACUGUCUUUGCUACAAUUCUGCUGCCGGCCAGUAGCUGCUGGCAGCGCUAGCGCUAACGUGACUCACUCUCUCGUCGCACUGGAGCCGCACGUGCGACGACACUGGCUCAUGGCGCUCAUCGUGGUUCUCUACAAGUACCACUACGGUACGGAGUCAGGUGCUAUCGGCGGUCUGGUGGGCGCGCUGGUGCGGAUCGCGCUCAACUCGCUCGAGGCGCAGCAUCACCGCUGCCGCCGCGCCCCGCCCGUGCUCCUGCUGCCACACGCACCGAGACUUAGAGAAGGUCGCGAUCCGUUGGUACCAGCCGAGGAACCGACGGUACCACACAAGUCCCCGGCGCACUGGCCUGACCCUCCUGAGGCUACAAAGUACCAGCAGUGGAGCCUAGAGCAGGAGUCGUCGGAGAGCGAGCUGAUCGCCAUCCCCGAGACCAGCGACAAGUCCGACACCACAGUGCACGGCAGCACCGCACCGGGGUCAUUUGACGAGCCGUCUCACUACGAAGACCAACCCCAGCAGUACCAGACGCAAGCUGUAAUGUCGUAUCCAGCACACAGCAAAAUUACGACGGGGUCGCGUUCCGGCCAACAGCUGUCCACCAGCUCAUCAGUAUCAAUAGGAAGUGACUCUUCAAACAUGAAGUCGACGCCGAUGAGCGGUCAGUCUGUGGAGAUCUGGCCAGACCAGCUUCACCAGACCUCGCCCCGGACCAAGAUCAUGGGCAAGCAAAAGAGGAUUGUUGCGGGCAGCAGCACAUCGCCUGAUACUGCGCCGUCAUCCAACGGCGAUGCGCUUGCGCAUCCUCAUCAUCUACCAAGACCAGGCACGUGCGCAGCGUACGCGUCGCCGGAGUCGCCGCUAUCCAAGAUGGAGGUGUGGUGGCGGGCGCCGCCCCCCGCGCCGCGCCCGCACACGCACCCCACGCCUGCCGCGCCCCCUGCGCCACCCGCACCCGAGCGGUUACUACCCAUAGGACCGAAGCCCAACAAAGAACAGUACCCGGUGUUCAACGCGCUGGUCGACAGGGUCAGGGAGGCCCUCAACUUGCCUGAUGACUCGACGGAGCGGACGGACUCGAGCCGCUCGGACCAGGACGCGACUCCGACGCCGGCGGGCCGACCUCACGAUCUCACUAAGGGAUCCUCGGAGAGUUCACGAUCUCCGCGUCGUCUGGCGCGUCAGGUGGCGCAGCUCGGCUCGCCGCCCGCGCCCGCGCCGAGGUCACAUUCGACGGAGGGUGGGGGCGGGUGGGGGGCGUGGUGGAGUGGGGCGGGGCGCACGGGGCGACGCGCGGCGCACGCGCACCCGCACACGCACGAGCGACCGCCGCGUCACGACGCCACGCUGCGGUACCGCUGUUCGGAGUGCGGCGCCCUAGAGGAACAAUACAGCGAUGAGGAGCUGGGUCUGUGCGUGAUCGCGCUCGCGACGUACGUGCGCCGCGAGCCCGCGCCCGCCGCGCCGCUGUUGCCCGCGCUGCUGCACGCCGUCAGCAGGGUGGUGCAACUAGGCUCAUACUCGUGGCAGUCGGAGACCAACACUCGUCUACCGGGCUCGGCGGUGUCAGUGGCGCACCAGUUUCUCCGCUGCGUGCUGCACCAGCUCGCCCCGCAUAACGUCUUCCUACAAGUCUUCUUGCAGCGGACACCAGAGAGUCAGCGGCUGAUGUUCUUCAAGAGCAUAGCUCAGGCGUUCGUGGAUUUCAACGAGCUGUACCCGUGCGGGCCGCUGCAGCUUGUCAUAGACCACCUCAACUCCAAGAAGAUGCUGCCUAUUGAUCAAAUGGGCGUGAUAGCGGACAACAUCGCGAUGUACUUGGGCUGCCUGGCGCCGGAAGCGCUGGGCCCGCUGUCGGCGUGCGGGGCGCUGCUGGCGGCGCUCGACGCGCUGCUGCGGGCGGCGGCGCUGCAGCUGCCGCACCUCGACGACCCCGCCCCCCUGCUGCGCCUCGCCGCCGCCACGCUCAAAGUGCCGCACGCGUACCAGCACAAGAGCCUGUUAGAACCGAUAUCCAAGAUUCUAUCGUACUCGGUGCGUGCGGGCCCGUUGCCCCUCCCGCUCUGUAAUGAGCUGUGCGGCGCCGGCGCGCGCGCAUUCGCUCGCGACCGCGACAAGCUGCUGCUGUCGCGAGUGCUCGUGUUCGAGCUGCUCCAAGCUCUCCGGACGAAGACUGCGCUGCCCGACGAUAAUCUGUUCGUGCUGCUGCAGUUUGUGCUGCAAGGUCACGGCUGUCGUCUGCUGCUGCCGCCGGCGCUGGAGGGGGCGCUGCGGGGCGGGGCGGAGGCGCGUGAGCUGGGCGGCGCCCCCGCCGACUGCCUCCGCCCCCACCUACCUGAUCUACUGGACACCCUCAACGAUGCGCACCUGCUGAAUAAGAUCAAGGGCUCAGUUUCGAAGUCGCUGGUGAACCGUAACGUGGUGUGCUUGCACGAGGACACGCUUGGCGCAGUCGUGAAGGGCGGAGUGGCGCAGUUUGUAGCCGCCGAGUUGGCGCUGGAGCAGGCGCGGGGGAAACCAGAGCGGGCGACAAGACACCUGCCCUGGCUGUCGAGCGCCGCUGGGUCCCGCGAGAUCGGCGAGUGUAUAUCGCGCGUGCGAGUGGCGUCGUGGGUGGUGCUAGGGGCGCUGGCGAACGCGCGCUCCGGUCCCGCAUCCCCCGCCGCGCCGCCCCCGCUGCCCGUGCCGCUAGACGCUGCCUGCACACUCACAGACUUGCUGCAGACGAUAAUGCUGUGGUACGUGGAAGGGGGCGGGGCGAGCAUGUCCGCGCUAUGCGGCGCGUUCACGCUGUGCUCGCUGUGGUCGCUGUACUGCGCGGGGGCGGCGGGCGCGGCGGCCGAGCUUGUCCACUUCUGGGCGGCGCUGGUGCCCGCGCUGCUGCGGUUAGCGGGUGCUGGCAGGGCGCUGGCCGAAGCGGUGCGUGUCCACCUGCUGGCGCUGCUGGAGCUGCUGCGCGACAGCCCCGCCGUGCUGGACAAGCUGCUGCCGCUGUGGGCGCCGGUGCUGCACGCGCCCAUGUUGAACAUGCCGCCACAUAUCGCGCAGCGCCUCGAAGCGUGCCGCGAGCUCGAGCCGGGGGAAGUGCCCACGCCGGCCGCCGGGGCCCCGGACGGCCCCACGCUGGGCCCCAGCCCGGGGUCCCCGCACAGCGCAGGCCAACCGGGGGCAGAACACCGCCGCCUAUACAACCUACUGACGAAACUUGGGCAGCUGGAAAUGCAACCCCAGGCGUUUUAUUUGAUAUGAAGAGACAACACAAGUACCUAUUGAAAGGCAACUAUGUACGGGUGAAAUAAAUACGGGUAAAUUAUAUUAUCAGUUUAAAUAUUUACUGAUAUUGUAAAGAUGAAUUGUUUGCAUCGAAUUUAUGCUCCAGACCACUGAUUUGAAUUGAAGUUUAGUUUGUAGAAGAGAGACUAUGGGGAAGGGAAUGAAGCCUACUUUUUAUUGUCAUAGGAAGUUGUACGGUUUCCUUGGAAUUGUAUUUUGAGCGGAAGUCCAUAAAAUAUGAUAAGAAUAUGGUGUUAUUAAUAAUAAGUAUACAAUUUUAGAUCGAUGUCGCAUGUAUAAAAUUAAAAGAAAUUCAAGAGAAUUUUAAAUGUUGUAGAAUAAAAACAAUGUCCUCGUUUAUAUUGUUCAAAUGAAAAUA